Molecule: messenger RNA, 5345 nt
Organism: Nilaparvata lugens (brown planthopper)
Lineage: Eukaryota; Metazoa; Arthropoda; Insecta; Hemiptera; Delphacidae
Exons: 3
Coding region: 278-3127 (949 amino acids)
Cellular component (GO): nucleus
Source: RefSeq, a predicted model, not a curated record
GGAAUAGAGGUGACGAGUGACGCUGUGGAACAGAACAGAGCUAGGUUUGCCAGUUGGAAAGAAAGACCUAGAUUUAAAGUGGGCUGUCUAUUUCUUCAUACUAGAUACUGGAGAUAAUUGAAGCAAAGGACGGAUUUAAAUCCUUAUAACUUAGUAUUUUUGUAGUUUCAAGCAAUUCAUCGGUUAUCUAACAUGUUUUAAAGAAAGGUGUGAUUGUGGCUCAUCAGCAUCAAUAACAAUCUGCAGUUUGGAAUGAGGUGAUGCCCAUGAGAAUCUAAUGGCUGGCUCCAUGAACAAAUUUGAGGAUGACUGCAUCCUUAUAGAGGAUGAUGAUGAAGAUGAUAGAGAAAAUAUUCAUGAAUUCAAUCACAAACAAGAUGAUGAUGACAUUGAAAUUGUAUUUGACAGUGCAAGCUCCAUUGUGCUCAAUAAGAACAAUAAUCACAACUACAGGAAAAGACCCUACUCUGCCUUGAAUGAAACAAAAAAUAAUGAAAAUAGAAUGGCUGUCAUAGAUUUGACAGAUGAUGACGAUGAAUAUAAUGAAAACAUGAGAUUCAGGUCUCGAAUAUUGAAAGAUUUUCCUGGUCUCUGUAUUGAUUUGAUCAAUGGUCUCAAUUUCUACAAUCGACUCCAGGAAAAUGAGAAAACUGAGAGAUUGAAACAAUUAGAAAAAGAAGUAAGAAAGAUAACCUCAUUAUCUAUUGGAAUGCUUGAAGCUUGGUUGAUCAAAAAAACCUUGAUACUUCAGAAUCAUCACUGUGAAAGGCAUAGAAAUUCUGAUGGGACUAGGGUUAAAAUGACUCUAAUACAAUGCAAUGUAUCAGGUGGUAGUAUUUUCAAAUGGAGUAGACCUUGUUGUAGUGGUGAACGAGCCAUCUCAACCAUGUAUUUCAGGGGGUUUUUUGAUGGUCAACUUUCUCCAAAAUCCAUAUUACACCUCUUGUAUGAUUGGAUAACCCUUACCAAACCUCUACAAGUUGCCAAAGAUCUACAAAAUGUGCCCUUAAGCUCAAUACAUAAACUGUAUUGCUAUUUUAGAGCUGUCUGCACAUCUGCUAUCCAUGAACAUUUUGAAAAACUUGGUGGGCAACGGAGAGCUGUAGAAGUCUGUUUAAUGUAUGUUGGCGUAAAGGACAAUGCAAUGAAGAGAUUGAAAAUUGUAAUAGUUGGUGCUUAUGAUGUGACAACCAAAAAGAGAAUCAUUUUGUCAUUACCUCCUAUAUCCCUGAGAUCUAAUAGUACAUCAUUAGAUAUUCUCUCGUGUUUCAUUGAUCAACAAAGUGUCAUUGUGAUAGACAGGACAGUAAGUAAGAGUUUAUUCACAAAUGUUGGGUUUCAGAAUGUGUAUUAUCCAUUCAUCGAUGGAGGUAUUCCAGUGAACAAUUCGAAGGUUAUACAAUUAACACGAUCCUCUCUCCACAUCUUUGAUGCCUCUUUGAGCUCUCUCUCAACAGCACAAAUUCAAUUGUGCCUCAAUGAAUUGAUGUGGCGUGAAGAAUGGGGAACACAUAGUUUGAGUGCCUACAACAAAUUCCUGGCCCAUGUAAGUGAACUCACCAGAACUGUUGAAAAUUUCAAAACUCUAAGUGCAGUGCAUUCAGUGCUUGAUGCAAUUGUUGCCAAUCCUCAUGAGCAUUGGAGGUACUCACGAUUGGAAUGCUGCUCCACAAACUGCUCUACUACAACCAAUCAUCCAGCUGUUUCUACAGUGCAAUCAACUACACUCAACAAAUCUGCAAUCAACAGGUCAUUAACAGAAUCAACUACACUCAACAAAUCUGCAAUCAACAGGUCAUUAACAGAAUCAACUACACUCAACAAAUCUGCAAUCAACAGGUCAUUAACAGAAUCAACUACACUUAACAAAUCUGCAAUCAACAGGUCAUUAACAGAAUCAACUGCAGAAGAACCCUCAUCAGUAUCAGUUAUAGAACCUUACUACUAUGGAACCUAUUCAGGAGAUGAGGUAAUUUCUAGUGAAGCUGAUUUUUCUGUUAGCUGUCAUCUCUGUGCUGAAACAUUCUACAAAAAUGAUUUAUUCAUUGAACAUUUGAUACAACAUUCUCUGAACAAGACUGGUUUCAAUAGAAUAAGAGUUUGUACAGUUUGCCUGAAAAGCUUCAGCAAUGAAAUAAAAUUAAGAAAUCAUAUCACUAAUUUUCAUAAAAAUAAACCUAGUGAAACUUCAUGUUUGAUUUGUGAUGAAGAUUUUUCAUAUCGGCUUAGACUUCUGGAACAUAUGAAAGAUACUCAUUCAGAACUUGAAUUACCUUUUCGAUGUGGUCUAUGCAAUUUCAUGUGUUCUGAACAAAAACAUCUAAGCAAACAUUAUUCUUCAUUCCACAAUCAAAAUAGAAGUAUUUGGUGUCCGGUCUGUUUCAAAAUAUUUGUUAUAGAACCUGAGCAAGAUAAGCUCUUAUAUGAUCUCAACAAUUUCACUCAACACAUAUUGCGACAUCUUCAAAAGCCAUUUGUUGAAAAAUGUCCUAAGUGCUCACUCAAUUUUAUACAUGCUGUUGCUAUGAAAGACCACUUGGAAAAUGAUCAUGGCAGUUGCAAAAACAAGAUGGGAAUUGUCAGACAUAGUAGUAUUGUGACUGAAAGAGACUCUAGAAUUGUUAGAGAUAGGAAUCAGAAGUCAGGGUCAGCUCGUCACAAUAGUAAAGUACUAACAACAAUUGUGAAAAUGUACAACACAAUUCCCAUUCAGAGACUCGAUGUUUUUGGUCUUUCACCAAGUUCAAUGUGUAUUGAAUGUGAAGGACCACUUACUCAUCACAAGUUCAAUUCCAGGUUCAACUGCAAGAAAUGUACUUAUUCAACAUUUUGUGAACAAGCUGUCCGAUAUCAUGUGAUGGAUAUCCAUAUCAAGGAGUACUCCAGACACUCCUUAUUAAAAUUCAGAGAUAAUUCAUUAUCAUGUUCUUGUGGUUACCUUAGUAAGUACAACAAUAAAAUGGCUAAACAUUUUAGCUCUUGUAAAGUAAAACUACUUUAUGGAUACAAUGAAAAUGUAGUAAACAACUUCAUUGUUUCAUCUGUAAUACUCAAAAAGUCUGUAACUAAUAGUCAAAUGCAGUCCACACCCAGUGUCCUGUUAUCUGUUGGACUUAUUAAAAGAUGAUGUUAGCUUUCAUCAGCAGUAAUCAAGCUGAUGUGGCUCAAUCAAUAAUUAUGUUUGUAUAAUAGAUGAAUAAAUGAUUUUAUCAAGUGUUCUGAUUGUUUCAAAGAUUAGAGGCCUACAGUAAGACUUCUUAUUUCUAUUAAUUAUUCAUUGAUCUUGAACAAACAAGAGACCACUUUUAAAUAGUCAGUCAAGGUGGAGUUUAUGAUUAAUAGCAACUCAUUAUUAAUAAGUUUUAAUGCUUGGAUUAGAGAAUAGUGGUUUAUCUCUAACAGUACAAAUAUAGUGCCAAAUUUCUUCUAACCUUCUCUCAAUUUGAGGAUAAAUCAGCAAAUUAACUAUUUGUGUUCACCCAACUUUUGUCAUAUAGGCCUGAUAUCUUCAAUCAACAAUUUUCUUUGUCCUCUAGACAAUGACAUAACACUCUUUUUUUUCAAAUAACUGAGCUUGUAUUUUAUUUGGUGCCUCAUAGAGAAAGACCUCAAGUGCUGUUGAUUGAAUGUUAUAAUGUUUAAUCUAAGAAUUUUUCUGUCUCAUACAUUACCAUUGUAAAUAUUUUUGAUGGUGAAAUUGUGUUCAAGCCUUUUGGUAAUUCAAUAUGGUAUUUGUUUCUUUCAUCAUUCAGGAAUAUUGGACAUUAAUGUCACAUAUAUAUUUGUAAAUGUUAUGGAUUGUGAAAUUGUGUUCAAAUCUGUUGAUAAUUUGAUAUUAUUGUUUCAGUUAUGAAGGAAUAUUUUAUUUUUUGUUACAUAUAUAAAAUAUAUACAUACAUAUUUUAUCUAUCAGUAUUUUUAUUUUUUGUUUUAGCUGGGUUACAUAACAUUUACAAUCAAAAUGAAAAAAAAAUUCUCAGAUCUAACAAUUGAUGUUAAACAUUUGCAUGACCAGUAUUUAUAGAAAAUUCACAUAAUCAUCCCAAGUGGAAUCAAUCAUUCUGUACACAUGAAAUUGCAACAUUCAAAUCACUAAUCCCUUACAGAUUAAUAAAUAUAUGGAUGCAUAAUAUAAAUUAUUGAAUUGAAAAUUAUGUGUGGAACAUAUAACAACAACAACAAAUAGCUAUGAUACAAAAAUGAUUGAUGAAUUAGGUAAAUGGUAAAAGAUUAUCCAGAUAAAUUUGUGUAAUAAAGACUAUCUGGAAGUCCAAUCUCUCUAGGCAUCAAUUCUGCAUCACUGUAGAAAUCAAUCUAAAUACAAACUAUUCUUGCCAAUAGAUUGUAUUUCUUUCAUGAAGCAAUCUCUGAAAAAUUAAAUACGUUGUUGCCAAUCUUGAACACUCUCAAAGUGUUUGAACGUAUUAAAAAUUAAUAUGUGAAUAUUAGUUGUGAACAGUAGGUCAACAGUCUCCAAUUUAUCAUAUUUUUUAAUUAUAAAGUUUUUUGAUUUGUUUCUAUUUUAGUAUAUACUAAGAUUAUAUAAUCUGUUUAUAGAAAGAAGAGACAACAAAACAUGAAAUUUGUAAUUUUGUAUGUAUAAAAAUGUUUUCUCAUAAGAUCUUAAUUGCUUGACUUGUAAAUACCAGCUUACAAUCCUAUCAUAUUAUUAUUUAUUUAUUUGAACAAAAAACAAGUGAGUUACAAAGUCAAAAUAACAAUAUUUUUUAUUUCUAGUUCAUGAUUUCAAAAUGGAUCAGAAAAUAUUUCUCAUCCCCCCAUAAGGGAACAUGUAGGAUAUAAGAAAUUGAAACCAGAAAAAAAUGAUGUCACACAAAAUGAAAUUGACCAUGAAAAGCUCUAUAUGACAAGCACUCAUAGCUGAUGUACUGUGACUAUUAAGUUCCUUAUUUAUUUCCUAUUUUCUGAGUGCUAAGCAUUACUGCUCCAAUGGAGUCUUACUGCUCCAAUAACCACUUACACAAUGUUUGUUUACAUUGUCUUUCAGCUCCAUGAAUAGACCAGGUUUUGUAACAGUUAAUUUAGUUUAUCAUAAUGUUUCACAGGUGAAAUUGACUCACAAAUAAUUCUUAAGCAAAAAAAGCCAUGCACAUUCAAUUUAAAUCAAUAGCAACAGAGGAAAAAUGAACAAAAUUGAUAUUUGUGAAAAAAUAAAAGAAAUGAACAAAAAAUGAUAAUAGUGAAUAGAUAAAAUGAUGUAUAAUAAUGUAUAUAGAUGUAUACAAGUGUACAGAUAUAGGUCACUUUAGUGAAUAAAAUAUUGAUAUCUGAUCAUAUAAUUCUAUUUUUGAGAAUUUGGUGAUAAAUAAAAAUGUUUUACUGAU